Vollenhovia emeryi is the source of this 2477-nucleotide messenger RNA. RefSeq names its product inositol polyphosphate multikinase-like. NCBI's taxonomy places the organism in Eukaryota, Metazoa, Arthropoda, Insecta, Hymenoptera, Formicidae. Gene Ontology annotation, molecular function: inositol-1,4,5-trisphosphate 3-kinase activity; inositol tetrakisphosphate kinase activity. The transcript is spliced from 5 exons. The record is from RefSeq and is a predicted model, not a curated record. Gene Ontology annotation, cellular component: cytoplasm; nucleus. Bases 374 to 1606 code for a protein of 410 amino acids. Gene Ontology annotation, biological process: inositol phosphate biosynthetic process.
GUGGCGCGACGGGCGCGGCGCAGCGCGCAGUGACAGGCGGCGCGCGGGGCGCGCGCGACGCAAUGGUUUCGCGAUCGGAGUAGCGGACGCACGCAGCGGGGUUGACUCACGGCGGAAGAGAGUGAACGCGACGGCCGUGUGCAGCCGCGACAUCGCCGAGAGAUCGCGGCCGAUCAUUAUCCGGCGGGAUAUUUUCGCCCGGCGAGGGAGGACACGUGUCCCCCCACCUCGUCCAUGCGCGAUCGCCGCGAGUCCUCUCCUCGUCGCCGCGCUCGCCGUAUAGGUUAUAUUACAACGCACACGCGAGAUCGGGGUAAUAACCGACCGGAGGCCGGGGAGACAGAGAGAGAGUGAAGAUAAUCGCCGUUAAGCCAUGACGACCGUAGACUCGGACGACGAGAUCGAGAAGCUGCCGCAUAUACAGUGGAGCAGCGCGGCGGUUCCCGGGCCAUCCGGCUGUAUGUUCCCCGGCGAGAUGACACCGUUGGAAUGCCAGAUAGCCGGCCAUCCCUUCAACGGCAAGAAGCAAACCAUCGGCAUGCUGGUGUGCAGGCGAACCGGCCACGUACUGAAACCGGCGACCAAAGUGAUCCUUGGCGAGAGAGAAAUCGCAUUCUACGAAGACUUGAAGAACUCUCACGAUCCCAUUGCGACGGAGCUAAAAAAGUUCAUUCCGCGUUAUUACGGCACAACGGAACUACGUGUCUUUAAUAACCGUACGAAAUUCCUCAUGCUUAGGAAUAUCACAAAGGGCAUGGCCGAGCCAUGUGUGAUAGAUAUCAAGAUCGGUUCUCGCACGUGGGACCCUUUAGCCACGCCAGAGAAGAGGAGAACGGAGGAGCUCAAGUAUGCCGAAUCGAAGCGUACUUAUGGUUUUUGUAUAACAGGUUAUCAAGUGUAUUCUGUCUUGUCCGGACAGUUAAGCAAAUAUGACAGAGAUUACGGCAAGCAACUUGGUGUCGAUGGCGUCGUGGAAGCGCUGGAAAGCUUCUUGAACUUAAUACCUGGAAAACUAGUCUGUCGGCAAUUGGUCUCCGAAAUCUUGACAUAUCUAUACAAGAUCGAGCGAUUCUUCAACAUGCAGCGGAAAUAUCGCUUCUAUUCCAGCUCACUUCUGGUCGCCUACGACGCCCAACACUUACGGCAGCAUUGUCCAUUAAAUGAUGAUAGUUCUGUUCCUCAUUCAGUGCCGAAAUUCAACAAAGAAAUGUGUGAAUCGGUUCCUUGUACAGUACCUAAUCAGCAUUUAUCUGGAACGAACGAUUUAAUGUUUAGACCAAGGAUGAAGAAAAGUGUAAGCGAGCCCAAGUCGAUAUCGCGCGAGCAGAUACCUAAUCAGGGCAAAUCCUGCAAUUCGAAUACCAAUGUGGACCGGUUAUGUCGCUCGAGCCCGAGCCAUUUUUCAUAUUCGCGCACGGACGAUGUUGCGAAGAAAGAUGAUGAAAACGUUCCAGUGGACAAGUGCAAGUGGGUCAAAGUGAGAAUGAUCGACUUCACACACGUCUUCCCGGGAGAAAAUAACGACUUGGAUCGAAAUUACCGGAACGGCCUCCAGAUGCUAAUCCAGCUCUUAAUUAUGAUCAAGAAGAGCGAUUGUAUGCACUGAAGUUGUUUCUCCCUAUCAAAGAAUGUAUUACUUGUGACGAUGUUCCCGAAAGUGAACGGAGAAGAUUGUAGAAGAUAAGAUUCAAACAAGGAUAUAUUGAUAUGACGAUGUGUCAUCCGUGUUAUCGGUUCCGGAUAUCAGAAUGACAUAUCGAGACAUUAUAAAUCAAUAAAAACAAAAUCUUUGACAACAAUUGUUAUAUCAAAAGAAGACAGUGUUCAUUGUAGAAGGCGAUAGCUCUUUGAUGAAAAGAAAAUACUGAAUUUCAAAGACUUGUAAAAGAAUUUCAAAGACAUGUAAGGCCGGAAAACUGCAAUUUGAUUAACGAAACUUGAGGCAACAUAUUUCUCUCAAAGGUUUGAUUGCUAUAGCAAUUACUCGAUACAGAGUCAAGUGCCGUACACUAGGACUCUUCCGCGAGAUUAAAAACUAGAGAUACACAGAGAAGUAGCCUAACUGGGCACGCAAUCAAUUCUGAAUCGGAUUCCAGAAGGAUGUCUUCUUUAGGAUAAAAUGAUUAAGACUUUUAUACUUUGCCAAAAGAAAUUGUAACGCGAUGUAUAGAGUACCCAGGAAUUUUGACCCUUCGCGUUUACCAUGUGAAGACUUAACAAAUUUAGAACCGGGCACAACGGAGGAAGAUAGAGAAUAUUCUAAAUAUCCAACAGCCGUUCGCGCGACUUUCACAUUAUGGCGACAAUAAGUCGCACUUUGUAAACAUGAACACACCGUACUGGCGAGAAGUUCUUUAAUGGUACCAUUACCAACUCUGCCAUGUUAUACAUAUUUAUGUUACACGCAUUACGUGAUGAAGAAAAGUGCAGAUUACUGUAAUUGUAACAGCAGCAAUAAAACAUUACGAUGUAAAGUG